CUCUCUCUCUCUCUCUCUCCAUACAUACAAAUACCAGUACAAAUACACAUACCGUUUCAGUAAAAAGAGAAACAAACCCCUUAUUUAUCCUGCCAAAGAAAAAGAUGCUUCGACUGAGCAACAACCUGAUCGGGAUCCUAAACUUCCUGACCUUCCUCCUCUCCGUCCCCAUCCUCUGGGCUGGCAUCUGGCUCCACCGCCGAGGCAUCACCGAGUGCGAGAAGUUCCUCGACACCCCACUCAUCGUUCUCGGCGUCUUCCUCCUCCUCGUCUCCCUCGCCGGCCUCGUCGGCGCCUGCUGCCGCAACUCCUUGCUCCUAUGGAUCUACCUCGUCGUCAUGUUCCUCCUCAUCCUCGUCCUCUUCUUCUUCACCAUCUUCGCCUUCGUGGUCACCAACAAGGGCGCCGGGGUAGUGCUGUCCGGCAAAGGGUAUAAGGAGUACCGCCUCGGGGAAUACUCGCACUGGUUGCAGAAGAGGGUCAACAGCACCAAGAAUUGGAGUAAGAUCAAGAGUUGCUUGAUGGAUGGUAAGGUGUGCCAGAGUUUGGUUGGUCAGGGGGUUAGUACUACGGUUGAGCAGUUCUCUAAGGAGAACUUGACCUCUAUUAAGUCCGGUUGCUGCAAGCCAUCGAAUGACUGCAAUUUCGCUUAUGUUAGCCCAACCAACUGGACUGCCACAGCAACCUCUUCAUACACCAAUACAGAUUGCAAGUUGUGGAGCAAUGAUCCAAGUGUUCUGUGCUUCAACUGCCAAUCAUGCAAGGCUGGGCUGCUGGAUAACAUCAAGCAUGAUUGGAAGAAGGUGGCUGUGAUCAACAUUAUAUUCCUUGUCGUCCUCGUUAUUGUUUACUCGAUUGGAUGCUGUGCUUUCAGGAACAACAGGGAGGACAAUUUCAUGUGGAAGGGACCAUGAGCACUCAGGCCACGGGAUCCUCUUUAUAAAAAAUCUGUGUUCAUCUGUCCCUAUGCACUCUCAGAUGCAUGAUCACGUUUCGAACUUUGUGUGCUGGAAAAUCUGACAAUUUCAGGCGGUUAGGAGUGGAUUGGGGACCGGAGAUAGAGAUUUUGGGGAUAGAGGAACCCCAGUCGAGCCCUUAUUCUGAAUGUUUUCGUAGUUGUUAGUGUGUGAUGUGUUAGUAGCUGCAUCUUUUGUACUAAUUUACUAUCUUCUGUAGUUUUGUAGUAUUUCUUUAUCCUUUGACUGAUUCUGACUCUUUUAUUUGUUAGCUAACAGUCUCUGUGGAUGUAUUGGUCGUAUUUUAUAGUACUACUGCCCAGGUUUCUUCA
Molecule: messenger RNA, 1288 nt
Organism: Rhododendron vialii
Lineage: Eukaryota; Viridiplantae; Streptophyta; Magnoliopsida; Ericales; Ericaceae
Product: tetraspanin-8-like
Exons: 2
Coding region: 105-914 (269 amino acids)
Biological process (GO): auxin-activated signaling pathway
Cellular component (GO): plasma membrane; plasmodesma
Source: RefSeq, a predicted model, not a curated record